Molecule: messenger RNA, 647 nt
Organism: Oreochromis niloticus (Nile tilapia)
Lineage: Eukaryota; Metazoa; Chordata; Actinopteri; Cichliformes; Cichlidae
Product: enhancer of rudimentary homolog
Exons: 4
Coding region: 138-452 (104 amino acids)
Source: RefSeq, a predicted model, not a curated record
CCGAAACAAGUAGAAUGAAUUAAAAUAGCGCAUUUUGUUCUCAGCUGGUUGUUCUUCCGGGUAACAAAGGUCAACAGAGAAGAAGGCGCAAGGAGCUAAGAAAAUCUACAGAGAGCUACUCAAAAGCGUCAGAAAACAUGUCUCACACCAUACUCCUGGUACAGCCCACCAAGAGGCCGGAGGGGAGGACCUACGCUGAUUAUGAAUCCGUCAAUGAGUGUAUGGAGGGCGUAUGUAAGAUGUAUGAGGAGCAUUUAAAGAGAAUGAACCCCAACAGUCCGUCGAUAACAUACGAUAUCAGCCAGCUGUUUGACUUCAUUGAUGACCUGGCUGACCUGAGCUGUUUGGUGUAUCGUGCUGACACGCAGACGUACCAGCCGUACAACAAGGACUGGAUCAAAGAGAAGAUCUACGUGCUGCUGCGGCGUCAGGCUCAGCAGGCAGCGCAGUGAAGCUUCUGAGGAGGUGGAGGAUGGGAGUGGGGGUGGUGGGGGGAUCAGAAUUAUUUUUCCUGUCUAGAACUUGUUUUAAAAGUUUUAAGUAACUUGUUUUCAGAAGUUUUUGACUUUUUUUCUCAUCUCAUGUGGGGGGGAUGUAUUUUGUAUUUUAUUGUUGGACUUAAUAAAGUUUCCCUUUAAAUAGCAAAA